ACUGUGAGAGUCAGGCCCUGGACCUUCGUCGCCAUUGAGCAAAGCUAAUAUUCUUCCCGGCAUAUGGUCCCCCAACAUUUUUGCUAGAGAUCCAGGAAAAUAAACAAAACAACAAAAUCCCAUUGCCACCUUGGAGCCCCACCCAACUUCCAGGCUGCCUGAAAACUUCUUGGCUCUCCGGAAGGUGCACUGCUAGACACAGCUGUCACUGUCAGGGCGCAUGCAUAUGGGGACCUGCUACUGAGAUGCGGUGCAAGCCUUGCAGCUGACUGCGACGCGGGAGCUCCAUUGCCGCUGGCAGGGACAGUUCUGCCCCAGAGACCACAAGUAUGAAUACCACAGACAGUGGUGUCAACUGUUUAUGUGCCAUCUGUGGUGACAGAGCAACAGGAAAGCACUAUGGGGCGUCCAGUUGUGAUGGCUGCAAAGGCUUUUUCAGGCGCAGCAUUCGGAAGAGUCAUGUUUAUUCCUGCAGAUUCAGUCGGCAGUGUGUUGUUGACAAGGACAAAAGGAAUCAAUGCAGAUACUGUCGAUUAAGAAAGUGUUUUAGAGCAGGAAUGAAAAAAGAAGCGGUGCAAAAUGAGCGCGACAGAAUCAGUACAAGAAGAAGUACCUAUGAGGGCAGCAACAUUCCCUCCAUAAACACUCUGGCACAAGCGGAAGUGAGAUCUCGCCAGAUUUCAGCCCCAAGCCCCAGUUCCAGCACUGACAUAAAUAUUAAGAAAAUCGCAAGCAUCAGUGACGUUUGUGAGUCCAUGAAACAACAGCUCUUAGUCUUGGUGGAAUGGGCCAAAUACAUCCCUGCCUUCUGUGAACUGCCCUUGGAUGACCAGGUGGCCCUGUUGAGAGCUCAUGCUGGAGAACACCUACUGCUUGGAGCUACAAAGAGAUCCAUGAUGUAUAAAGAUAUUUUGCUUUUGGGAAACCACUAUGUUAUUCACCGCAACAGCUGUGAAGUUGAAGUCAGUCGCGUAGCCAAUAGAGUUCUCGAUGAGCUGGUUAGACCCUUCCAGGAGAUACAGAUAGAUGACAACGAGUACGCGUGCUUGAAGGCCAUUGUGUUUUUUGACCCAGAUGCAAAGGGAUUGAGUGACCCUGUGAAGAUUAAGAACAUGCGGUUCCAGGUGCAGAUCAGCCUGGAGGACUACAUCAAUGACCGGCAGUAUGACUCUCGCGGCAGGUUUGGAGAGCUGCUGUUGCUGCUGCCAACACUGCAGAGCAUUACCUGGCAGAUGAUUGAACAAAUUCAGUUCGUCAAACUGUUCGGCAUGGUCAAAAUUGAUAACCUCCUUCAGGAAAUGCUGCUGGGUGGUGCUGCCAAUGAUAGUAGUCAUCUCCAUCAUCCAAUGCACCCACAUUUAUCUCAAGAUCCACUAACUGGGCAAACUCUACUUUUAGGUCCCAUGUCCACACUGGUUCAUACAGACCAGAUUGCAACUCCAGAAACCCCACUCCCUUCCCCACCACAAGGCUCUGGACAAGAACAGUACAAAAUUACUGCAAACCAAGCUUCAGUCAUUUCACAUCAAUCCCUCUCUAAGCAAAAGCAGCUGUGAGAUGGGGAUUCCUUCUGAAUGGCACUGCAUAAAUGUGAAACACAUUGGUCUUCAAAUAUCUCAGGAUGAUACUUUUGUCUACAUCAGGCAAGGCUUCUUAAUGGUGCUGUUAUAAGAUGGUAUCCUGUUUUCUUGUUUGUAAAUACAUUUUGUUUAUUGUUGCUGUGAAGUAAAGAUUUCAUAUGCUUUAUUUUCCUAUGUAUAUUUGGGUUUGAAGUGUAUUGUUUCCAACUGUUCCUGCACUGUGCCUGAACCACUUAUAUAUGACUUCCAUGUUUUCAUAAUAUUAACUUAAAUCUGUAAAUACUUGCUUUGUUAUGAUCUGAUACAGAAAUAAGUAUUCUUUUUUUUAGAUAAAAAUGCUAGUUAAUAUAAAAAUCAACCAAGUUUUUGUUUGUUUGUUUGUUUAUUUUUGUUUUUAAAUAAAAAACAAACUGUAAACUUGAGGAUUACAAAAGGAUUAGCAGUGGCUGUAGAAUAGAGUAUUUCUCUGAUGAAGAAUAUAUCAUAGACUGCUGAGGCCAGCAGUAAAUGUGGCUGUGUUAAAUUCUGAGAAACAGCACCAUUGUAAAGAAGACAGAAUACUUUUUGCAAUGUGACUGCACUUCAAGAGAUCUGCUAAAGAAAAGUAUGCUACUUCUUUUAGUUACCAUAGAAGCCAAAGGAAAACAAAGAAAUAUGAAACUGUAUUUCAACCAAAAAUGACAUUCAUUUUUUACUGUUGGGAAAUCUGGAAAAUCACCCAUUCAUUGGAACUUAGCAUGUCCCCAUACCCAGUUCUUUGGGAAGACAAAGGAGUCCUUCUAGAGUAACCUGUGUUAGUUCAAGAUAUGCAAGUAUGGCAGAAAAGAUUCUGGGAAUCAAGUCACUGAUUACAUUUGUUCAACCCAGUUCUGGUUGGUGAAUGUGUCACCAAAGAAUACAUUAAAUUAUUACAGUAUGCUUUUGAAAAUAUACAAUGGCUGAUGAUGGAAUGUUAUCUGUCAUGCUACUCUUAAAUGUAAAUAACAAGUUGUUGGCAGUACAUGCAUUGAGGAAGAGAGCAGUUUUGUAUCUUUUACCAUCCUCAUAUCUUCUCCUAAAAUACUAAAGAAGAUAAAAUAUACACUAGAUAUAUUUUUAUGACUUAGGAAUUUUCGCAACAUAGAAAUUUGCUGAACAUUUAAUUCUAGAUUGAUAAGUAGCCCCAACUAUUUGAGAUAACCCAUGGUCGGGAUUUAUUUUAAAAACACUAAAAAUCAACAAUAACAAUAUGUAUCAGUGUU
Mus caroli (Ryukyu mouse) is the source of this 2821-nucleotide messenger RNA. RefSeq names its product hepatocyte nuclear factor 4 gamma (gene Hnf4g). Gene Ontology annotation, molecular function: DNA-binding transcription factor activity; zinc ion binding; RNA polymerase II cis-regulatory region sequence-specific DNA binding. Gene Ontology annotation, biological process: regulation of DNA-templated transcription. NCBI's taxonomy places the organism in Eukaryota, Metazoa, Chordata, Mammalia, Rodentia, Muridae. The record is from RefSeq and is a predicted model, not a curated record.